CUGUAUCUGAGACGUCACCCUGAGGUUGUUUAGAAAUGACCAGCAGUUAUUAAAAACAUCCAAGCUUGAUUGAGGUGGAGGUCGACCAUCUGUUUGGUGCAGUUGAGGGUCAAAGGACAGGAAGGAAUUCGGAUAGCAACAAAGAUGGAGACAAACGGCAUCAAUGAAAAAAUAAUUCUCACUAAACCUGAAACCAAAGAACACAGUUAAUCAAAUACCUGCUGAAAGGCAUUCAAACGUCGAACAGCAGGAAUUUUGAGUAACAAAUGUUGUUUUAUGGUAACUUUGACGAACAGAAGAAAUGAUCUGAAUGCAUCACUGUGGGAACUCCGGCUGCUUAUCUGUGAAAUUGUACCAGAUUAUUUUUUUAAAAAGCAACUAAAGCCAGAGGUUUUAUUCCAUUUCUAUUUUUUUCUGCUGGCUCAGGUCCAGACAGGCCAUCGCGUCCUGCCGUGAUGGCUCCCUCCAGCCCUCCCGCUCCUCUCCUCCACCUGCUGCUCUGUGCGCUGAUGGCCGACCUGCGUUUGGCUUACAUCACGCACGGCAACUUCAUCUACUACUCCAGGAGCCAGGACCCUCAGCCGUGCAGCACGACUUCAGUUUCCGACUGCAGAUGUAAGAACUUCCAGCUGUCCAGCGCCCACAGGCCCCUGUCUCACUCCACUCCCGCUUUCCAGGGGAAACACUUGACUGUGUGGUUCUCGUCUCCUGCCACCGUGAUGCGUCUGCUGAACAACUCGGAAGUGAGGCACCUCACGCUCAUCCACUGCGGGCCUCCCGGGGAGCCCCGGGGGACGGCCUCGUUCUCUCAGGAGGGUUACUUUGCGGUGCAGCGCUUGGAGAGGCUGACGGUGGUGAACGUGCCCGAGAGGCCGUUUCACCCCUGCACCGACGCCAACUGCGCCAAGAGAACAAACACCAACCAAGACAGAGACAACAGCUUUGCAUUUGACUCAAACAAGUCCAACAAGGACAGGGACACCAACAUGGACCUCGUUGCUGAGGCAAUGAGAAGCUCUUUCAGAGCGUCCUCGCCUCAGAUCCAGGACAUCUUCCUGGGCCGGGAGCGCGGAGCGGCGCACCACGAACAGGCCCGACUGGGAAUCAUCCAUAGCUCCGUGCUGGACUGGGGAGCCGAGAUCAAAACGUACACGGUGCUGACACACAUAGACAGUGAUGGGACGCUGCCUUUCCCUGACCUUCACCUGGCAAAAUUACCAGAGGCGUCGGUCAUCUAUGUCAGCUUUGUGUACUGACAAAAGACUUACUACGAACCACCGAUAGCAUAACACAGGCCUCGAUUUGGACCUACACUUUGAAUAUGGUCCGUGGGUCAAUGAAAUGUGAUAUAAAAAGGUUGUUGGUUUACAUAUUACUCUGUCUUUUUAGGCUCGCUACAGGCAUCUGGUGUAAGAUAACACAGUACAUCACCAUUCUUAAAGUUUACAUUCAAAUAAGUUCGAACAACAAACCCUCUAGAUCCUAGUUUGUUAUAAAAUAGUUACCUGGUUUGGUAGAUACAAGUCUUUUCCACGCCAAGAAAUUUAGAAAAUGACAAAACAUUGUUCUUCUUGUUUUUAAAGUUAAUAUAAUUGUCUUAAUUGACAGCCCAACCCUUUCUGUUUCUGUGGAAAAGGAGCUAUAACUUUUGUUUUGAAAAUCUUUUGAUAGGACUACUCCAUCACAGAGAGGCAUCUUUGGGUCACCAAGUCUCCAUAUUAACCAUCAGAUAAUAUUUAUUUGCAGGGGGAAAAAAAACCAUAAGGAAUCUUGUUCUGUCCUCUUAUCACAAUUGAUGUUUGAACGUAGCUAGAAGCUACAGGAACAUUAACUUGAUCUGUGUGUGUAGCAUUUCAGUGAUAAACACCCCACAUGUUUUUGGUGUGAAAUCAAGCGUUAAGAUGUGGAAAGGCACCUCAAGCUCAUUGUUGGGUACGGUGGAGGAUCUGUAAUGCUUCAGACAUGGUCUCUUCUAAAGGACAUGGAAAACGUUUUAGGGAACAUGAUAUCGCAAACUCUUUCAAACACCAGGAUAUGUAAAGAGAAAAAAAUCCCCGCUUAAUUGUGAAUUACAAACCAGAUCGAGUUUCUUUUAUGGCCACCUAACUACACAAAGAAAACAGGCUGAGUGAGCUGAAGAGAAUUGGCACAGGGUGAACUCAGACUCAAACAGAAAUAAGAACCUGACAGAAUCUAUUUUUUUUUCUUGAGUGAGGUUUUUCAACUGUAACCAAAGAUAAACACGUGUUAAGGGUUGUCAAACAUUUGUACAAGGGUGCCAACAAUUGGGUCACAUGGUUGUGUUAUUUCUUCUUGCUUUGUUACCAAAGCCUUAAACUUUUCACAGACCACUAAAGCAUGCUCACAAUGCAAACAAUGGAAAGCACUCAGAGCUCGGCACACCAUGUGUCCUUUGUUUCCAGCUGCUGUUUAUAUACUGAUCUGAUCUUUCAACAUUUGUGUUUGUGAGGUUUCAGUACAAAGUGCUGCACAGAUGCAGCUUCCUGUUUGUUUGAGCCCCUUGACAAUAGCUGGCAGCAUCAUGGUUCUGCACUUGAUCAACAUCUGGGUUUAGCACCCUUUGCAGAGAAACAAAAGGAGAAGUCCAAACCAAAGAGGGCAGUCGGGAUAUUUUGUUGCAGCAUAAACAUCUCUCAGUUCAUCUUUUAUGUUUUAAUCCUGACCUCUGCUUCCUUCUUUCUCAUCAGAGGUUCGAGGUUUGUUUACAGUGAAGUGAGUCAGAUGUACUUCAGAGUGUGGGCCACAAGGUGGCAGCAGAUAUGUUUGAGUAAAUUACAGCGACGAUGAAGAACAGACGACUGAGAGCGUAAAUGUUUUUCUUGUAUACAGUUAAUAUAAACCUGAAAUGUAACAUGAGUUGCUAUCGAUUAUAAAUGGUUUUGCAUAUUUAUUUGUUGUGUUGCUAUGGAAACGUAUUAACAGUCCGUCAUCAGAGUCUAUUUAAUUUCAUAAGCAACAAAUAAAUUAUCUUUAUAAUAAUAAUUUGCUGUCCAAAUUUAAUUUUUUUCAACUUCAAUCACCAAUAUUGCAUUUUAAAUUUUAAAAUGGAUAAAAUUGCAAUGCAAUAUUGUGGACAGUUAUGCAAGUUAUGUAAUUUCUGGGAUGUCUGAAAUAAUUGCUUUGCAUCACAGGUAUAGAAAUGUCACUUUUAUAUGCGUCUCCAUUCAGAAACAUAUAUGUAAUUUAUUUAUACCUGCAUCUCCAAAAAUUUAAAUAAUGUCAAAAAAUAGGAUAUUAAUUUCAAUUUAGUUAAAUUCAAAUGAUAUUUGAAAUUGAUUGUAAUUUCCAACUAAUUUACGUACUGUUGAUAUAACAGUAGAAGCCACUUCUGACUUCACAUUUUUACAGAUCACAAGUGAAACAUGUGAGAUUUCUCCCCAGCUGUGAAUUUUCAAAAAAAUAAA
Poecilia latipinna (sailfin molly) is the source of this 3425-nucleotide messenger RNA. RefSeq lists its product as uncharacterized. Bases 456 to 1256 code for a protein of 266 amino acids. The record is from RefSeq and is a predicted model, not a curated record. NCBI's taxonomy places the organism in Eukaryota, Metazoa, Chordata, Actinopteri, Cyprinodontiformes, Poeciliidae. The transcript is spliced from 2 exons.